Molecule: messenger RNA, 3896 nt
Organism: Heteronotia binoei (common prickly gecko)
Lineage: Eukaryota; Metazoa; Chordata; Lepidosauria; Squamata; Gekkonidae
Gene: PAPOLG
Product: poly(A) polymerase gamma
Exons: 22
Coding region: 88-2304 (738 amino acids)
Cellular component (GO): nucleus
Molecular function (GO): RNA binding; poly(A) RNA polymerase activity
Source: RefSeq, a predicted model, not a curated record
ACUACGGCUUCCGCUAUCCCUAUAUAGCGAGUGGGGGGAACUAGGUCGGGCUCAGUGCAGAGAGUGUGUGCGCGUUGGAAGCAGUAGAUGCGUGCAGAGCUCGUGCUUGUGGCAAUGAAGGAGACGUGCGGCAGUUCUGUGGUGGAGAUCCUGCCCCAAAGGCACUACGGAAUCACCUCUCCAAUUAGCCUGGCACCUCCAAGAGAAAUAGAUUACAUCUAUACUCAAAAGCUGAUUGAGGCCAUGGAGCCGUUUGGUGUAUUUGAAGAUGAGGAAGAGCUAAAUCAAAGGGUAGUUAUUCUCAGGAAAUUAAAUAACUUGACCAAAGAGUGGAUUGUGGAAGUCGGUGAAAAGAAGAACAUCCUGUCUUCAGUCACAUCAAGUACUGUGGGCAAAAUAUUUACAUUUGGUUCCUAUCGGCUUGGCGUCCACACCAAAGGUGCUGAUAUAGAUGCUCUCUGUGUUGCCCCUGGACAUGUGGAAAGGUCAGACUUCUUCCAGUCAUUCUUUGACAAGCUUAAGCGACAUGAAGGUAUUAGAAACUUGAGAGCAGUAGAAGAUGCUUAUGUGCCAGUAAUCAAGUUUGAAUUUGAUGGUAUUGAGAUCGAUCUUGUGUUCGCAAGGCUUGCGCUUCAGUCGAUUUCUGAGAACAUAGACCUUCGAGAUGACUCACGUUUGAGAAAUCUUGACAUAAGAUGUAUUCGGAGCUUAAAUGGUUGCAGAGUUACAGAUGAAAUACUUCAUUUAGUACCAAACAAGGAGAACUUCAGGCUGACGCUAAGAGCAAUUAAACUGUGGGCAAAACGGCGUGGGAUUUAUUCCAACGUGCUGGGAUUUCUUGGUGGUGUUUCUUGGGCUAUGUUGGUGGCAAGGGUAUGCCAACUGUAUCCAAAUGCUUUAGCAUCGACGCUAGUUCACAAAUUCUUCCUAAUUUUUUCCAAGUGGGAAUGGCCAAAUCCUGUCUUGCUGAAACACCCUGAAGAGAGUAACCUCAACUUGCCAGUCUGGGACCCCAGGGUAAAUCCAUCUGACAGGAAUCAUCUCAUGCCCAUCAUCACUCCAGCCUAUCCACAACAGAACUCAACAUAUAAUGUGUCAACUUCAACCCGAGCAGUCAUGGUAGAAGAAUUCAAACAAGGUCUUAUAGUUACAGAUGAGGUUCUCCAAGGAAAACAGGAGUGGUCAAAGCUGCUUGAACCGCCAAACUUCUUCCAAAAGUACAAGCAUUACAUUGUAUUGACAGCCAGUUCUUCAAAUGAAGAUCACCAUUUGGAAUGGGUUGGCCUAGUUGAAUCUAAAAUCCGUGUGCUUGUUGGGAACUUGGAGCGUAAUGAAUUUAUAACAAUUGCACAUGUAAAUCCGCAGUCUUUCCCUGGGACCAGAGAACAAUACAAAGAGAGCAGCUAUGUAUCCAUGUGGUUCCUUGGAAUAAUUUUUAAGAAAGUGGAGAAUGCAGAGGGUGUGAAUAUUGACCUAACCUAUGAUAUCCAGUCAUUCACAGAUACAGUUUACAGGCAGGCAAAUAACAUCAACAUGCUGAAAGGUGGUAUGAAAAUUGAAGCUACUCAUGUGAAGAAGAAACAGCUUCAUUAUUACUUACCCACAGAUGUCUUGCAAAGGAGGAAAAAGAGUAUGCCAGACAUCAGUCAGAACACUUGUGGGCUUGUGUUGCAAAGAUCAUCUGUGGACGAAGGCUGCUUGGAUGGUUACAGGGACAUUGAUGUUGGAACGCAACACAGAGCCGCUCCACCGUUCAACCGAGCGACCGAACUCUGCAGUACUUCUGCUUUGAAAGACACCAGAAGAAAUGCUACUCUUCAAAGAACCACCAUCUUCACAAGUCGGGAGAAACAAUCAGGCUUCACGCAGCCUUCGCUUCCUGUACCAGGGGCAUCCAUUCAAAGGACUGGUUUACGGUUGGAUUCCGCAGUGGUGAUGGAAGCGGCUCCACCUCCAAGUGCCUGCAGCAGCAGCAUCUCCACGGUUGUAGAGCAAAAUACUGUUCCUCCAAAAAUUUCACCCAUCUCUACUCACUCCCCGCAGCAUCUGAACACAUUAGCUGCUAUGGUCUCUAACAGUGCUUCUACUCAGAAGAGAAGCCACUCGCCUUGUUCAAAAGAUUGCCUUAAAAAGCUGAAAGAUGGAGGAAAGUGUAGCCAUGAAGACUCUGUUCCUGUUCUACCUUCUGACACAUUGAGAUCUCAGCGACUUUCCAGUAAAGAAUUGCCAGAUUCAUCUUCUCCAGUUCCUGCAAGUAGCGUUCGUGUAAUUAAAAACUCCAUCAGACUGACUCUUAACCGGUAGCGAUGCCUCUCCAGGUCUUGAACUGUCGUAACUGUUGCAGAAUUUUCAGACUGCUCUCCACAAUGAACCAUAGCCCUUUGAGUGUGCCUCUAAUCUUGUUCUCUUGGAGUCAACUUCAUUUUCACUGUACAGAUGCACAGCUUUAUUUUAAGUUUUGCAUUUGAAUUGUUUAUCUUGAGUAGAACUUUUUUGUUACAGAAAAAUACCCCCCCCCAAAAAAAAUUCUUGUGCUUAUUUUCCUUUAAAAAGGGCAUUGGAAACACAGACUGCUUUGCUCUGCUGUAAUCCCACUUACUUCAGUGGGAGUAUGCAGAGACGGAUAUGUUUCAAAGCCAUCUUGUCCAUGCAGACUCUAUCAGAUAUGCAAGGGGAGUUUUGUGCCUCCUCAUGUAUGCUGACCCCUUCCAGCUGUGAUGGUGGUGCACAGGGAGAAGCAGCUUCAGUGCCCGCCCACCCCUGGUGCCAUCUUUACAUCCUCAUCCUGUCUGUGGAGCUUGUGUUGUAGUUUUCACAAUACAACCAUGUAGCCCUGUAAAUAAUCUGGUUUCCUGAAAAUCAAUAGUGGCUCAAUGGGGUGGUUUGAAGAUAGGAAAAUGUCAUGGGGGGAGGGCCUCAAGCUGCUUCCUGGACACCACAGUCACAAGCAAAAGAGGACCAGCAUAGGUCUGGGAAGCACAAAACUCCCACCAUGCAUCUGGUUCCUCAUGUCCACAAGGACUUUGACUUUCUAACAUUACCCUGAAUCUCCUUCAUAAAUACAUUCUGUUGCUGUAAUCAGGGAAUCCACAACUUACCAGACAGGAGACUGGUCUACAAAACUGAUGUUUGUUGAUGGGCUUCAUCUGAUGGUUGUGAACUUGGGAGUGGAACAACUUAUGAAGGAUCUGUGUAUUUGUGUUGAGUGUAUUUCUUUCCAAAGGCAGUUCUGUUACAGAGCAUGGCACUUAACAUUUCUGCACUGUCUAAAUGUCUUCCAUGGAGGCCCAUGAAACAGAGUGCAAUCUGGCCCCAGUUAAGCACUUUUAAGUUCCAUUGACUUCAGUGGAACAUGAAUAUGAUAGGACUCAAAAUGCUUUAUUUUUGGCUGGAUUAUACUUUGGUUUCAUAACUGAAAAUUCAACCUGACACUGAAAAUUCACCACAAUACUGAAGUGCAAAUUGAUGUCAUAUGAAAAUUGGAGCUGUAAAGGAUUGAAGCCAUAAUUCUGGCUUUUGUGUCAUCUGCUUUUUAAAAGCCAUUCAAAACAACACUCCAUAUCUUGACCACAAUACAUAAGCUCUUGAUCUACCCCCUAGCCCACUUUUUUUUUCUGUUAAGUGUAGUUAGGGUUUUCUGCUUCUGUAGAACUUUGGGUAACUUAACUAAUUGCUCAGUUCAAAAUCAUCACAGUGUUCUGAAGAAGGGAUUGUUUGUGGAGAAGAAUCUGCCAAAAUGGCUGCUAGUAAUGUCGGGAACAAACACAGUUUACAGAAUUCUGGAUUAUUAUAUAGUGUUUCAUUAGUAAUAGCUGAAAUAUAUUUUGUAAAAAAAUGUGUAUUUAAAGUAUUUUUGUAUGUAUUGAAAAAAAGUCAUUUUCAAAGAAGCUUUAAAA